This is a messenger RNA of Drosophila ananassae, 2336 nucleotides long. Its product is annotated as ubiquitin-conjugating enzyme E2Q-like protein CG4502. The record is from RefSeq and is a predicted model, not a curated record. Bases 646 to 1566 code for a protein of 306 amino acids. NCBI's taxonomy places the organism in Eukaryota, Metazoa, Arthropoda, Insecta, Diptera, Drosophilidae. The transcript is spliced from 5 exons.
GGAUACGUUGUAGAAGAACAUAGUGCUGCCACACUGCAUUCGACUUUGAAGAACAACAGGCGGGCGGCGUAGAAAGCUCGAUAAUCCUACGGUCGCAUCGAAAAUAUGCAGGAAGUGCCAAUCGGAAAACGAAAAACGCCAAAACUGCAGCCUGUCUUCACUUGAUUUGCAUAGCGCGGAAAAACCGAAUUUGCACUUCUUGUUUGGAUAAAAAAAAAAAAAAAACAAAAAUAAAAGCAUAAGUACGCGGGAGUCUGUUCAAUAGCAAUUGCAUUUGAUUGAUUUUUGCGUCGUCGGCGGCGUCGGAAUUUGUAUUAUUGUAUCAUUUGUUUGUCUGUGUGAAUUGCAGUCGAAGCAACAACAAAAGAAAUAGUUGCAAUCAUAAAAAAAAAGAAAAAAAAAAACACUGAUAAACACGAUUUGUGGGAAGAAAUCAACAAAGGCGAACUGCAUUUUGCGCGUUGCAUCUGCACACCAGAAACAAUUUAAUGAAAAAGACUGAACCACCCACACCCACACACCACUGUACUUGUUAACUAGGAAAUCAAAAGCCACCGCUCAAAAGAACCACUCGACCACUUGGCACUAAAAUCAAAAAGAAGUCCUGUCCAGUCCCGGUAGGAGCAGCACCACAGCCCUUUAAAAAUGUCAUCCCGUUCCAAGGAGAGAGUCGUCACUGCAUUCCGCAAGAUCUUCCACAAGUCCAGUAACAACAACAACAAUAACAACAACAACCACAACCACAAUAACAAUAACAAUAAUAAUAACAACAAUGACAAAGUGGACGGUGGAGGAGUAGCCACUGGAAGUAAUCCGAAUCUAAAUAAUAACCAUGAAGGAGCAGCAGCAGGGCCAGCCUCCACUUCCGCGAUGGUUGGUGGUGGUGGAGCCAUGGGUGGUGCACCAGCGCCAUCCGGAUCAUCCAAGAAUGCAGCCGUAGUCCGGAUGGCAGCAGCUGAUCCGCCCGUUUGGGACUCACCAGGCAAGCGGCGACGUCAAGAUCACAAAGUGGCGCCCACGGCGGGACGCCAGUUGGUGGCGGCACCGGAUCAGUCCAUCAGAUCCCGCCGCCUCAUGAAGGAGUACCGCGAAAUGGAGCGACUGCAGACCAAAAAUGAUGCAGUUUUCACAGUGGAACUUGUGAACGACAGUCUAUUUGAGUGGCACGUGCGAUUGCAUGUCAUCGAUCCGGAUUCCCCGCUGGCCAGGGAUAUGCAGGAGCUGGGCGUUCCUGCCAUCCUGUUGCACUUGAGCUUCCCCGAUAACUUUCCGUUUGCACCGCCCUUUAUGCGGGUGGUGGAGCCGCGCAUCGAGAAGGGCUAUGUGAUGGAAGGUGGUGCUAUAUGCAUGGAGCUAUUAACGCCACGCGGAUGGGCCAGCGCCUACACUGUCGAGGCUGUUAUCAUGCAGUUUGCCGCCAGCGUUGUCAAAGGUCAAGGUCGAAUAAUGCGCAAACCAAAAAGUACAAAAGAGUUUAGUCGGCGCACAGCAGAGGAGUCUUUCCGAUCGCUAGUGAAGACGCAUGAGAAGUACGGUUGGGUUACGCCAGCCCUGGCCGAUGGUUAAGAUCGAUUUAGUCCAGAUCCUAGGAGAAGAUCCCAGACCGAUCGUCAGCUCUGCAUUUGCCAACUCUUUCAAUGCAAUUUGAUACUCCACCACGGCCACCCAUUUAGAAUCGCACCGACACAGUAAUGCUAUACAGCCCCCCAUAAAUACAUCUCGUCACUAAUCUUCGACAGCUCAUCCGUUUCACAUAUUUUUUUAGCCAAGUAACGAACGAUUUCAAUUGAAAACCAUCCAGAAUGUAACAGAAGGAAGUCUUGGAUAAAAAAUAUAAUACUGAAAUUAAGGGAAAUAAUGAGUAAAAUACAAAACGAGGCGGAUACAGAAUGAAAAAAUUUAAACAAAACGCGUCAAGCAACAAAUUAGCUUAAAAUGUAACUUUAGAUCGUAGUCAUCAGUAAAAAAAUGAACAUUUUCGCCGAUUUAAUUAAUGUAUAUUUAAAUCUUAAGUAUUAUUAGUUGUGCUAAAAAGAGGAAACGGAGAAAACUAAUCUAUUGCGACGAUAAGUAUAUAUACAAAAUAUUGAAAACUGUUUGAAGAGCUAAUAUUUAGUUAAAUAUGAUUUAUGGAUUCAAUUAGCCAGUUAUCUUGGUUCCAACUGUGUUAUUAUAAUUUGUUGUGAUUUUUAUUAACGAUAAACACAUACCAAAACGAUGGAAAACCAAAAUAAUACAACAGUUUGUAAACACGAGUAUGAUAGAACCUCAUACAUACAUCAACUUUUCUUAUUAUUUAUUCAUAAUUAAUAAAUGUAACAGUGUCUAUCAAUGCA